AUGCGCUGUGUGCUGCCGCUGGCUGGCUGUUUCUCUGCGACUCCACCCCUCCUGCAGACGAAGGCAUGGCGAGCACCGAGGCUAGAAGGGAGUGUGAAACAGAGGGCUGCAGCAAGGACGCUAAACUUCAGUGUCCCACAUGUAUCAAGCUUGGUAUUCAAGGGUCAUAUUUCUGUUCCCAGGUACUGUUGCUUUGUGGUUUUGUGAAGUGUAAAUAUCGGCUAUGAUCAACACACUAGGGCCCGGCGUUUCAUCACGAGGCUGCUAAUUGUCAAGCUAGGUGGACAUGUGUAGGUGUUUGGAGAACAAUUUAAACGCCAAAAUGAGAAAGAUAACUCGUGCUUUCUGUUUUUGUAACUGUAUACAGAUUGCUCAGUAUGCAUAAUGCAGUAAGUGAUUGUAACAGAUGCUUUACCAGCGACACGGCCUCGGGAAAACGAUAGGCUAGCCUUAGCUAGCUGUCGACAGGUUUGCUGAAGUGAGAAAUACAAUGUUCCUUGUCAAUCAAAAAGUCUCUUGUAAAGGUAUGUGGUUAAAAGUGUUAACCUGUAAACUUAAGCCGGGUAACAGGUUACUGCGCAUUAGAAUGAAUGAUAGUUAAGGUUUAAAUCAGUCAUAGAAAGUUAAAGUGUGAAUGUUUAAUGCCGCUCUGCCAUCAUGUCCACCCUCACUUACAUUCUUAUUCAUUCUUGUAACACUACUUCUGAAUAUGACAGCUUAAAACUUCAGAUGCAUUCCAACACCCACAAACUUGGGGAAGGGAAGUUGCUGACAACUGAAGAGUUGUCCUGCUGAGCAAUAUUUCCAUUCAGUACAACUGGUGUAAGGUCAGAUGGACUCUCAAAAGUGAAGUUGUCCACCAUAAAAUUAGUGCCAGGGCUUCUGUCAAGUCACACCAUGUUUAUUUUUUUCUUUUUUCUUACUGAUUGAUUUCAAUUCAGUAUUUUGAUAUCAAAACAUUAUUUAAACUCCAUUAUUUUCAACAUUAAUUUGAGUUUGAAUUAAAUACUAGCCAGUGCCUUCUUGAUAUUUGAUAUGCUGCCUUUUUCAUUUGGAAGCUUAUGGUGAUAUCGGCUUUGUUGAGGGCUGAUGCUGAUUUGAUGGUGAUCCUGUCAAACUGCUAUUAAUUGGCUGACUGAGCAAUCGUCUUUCCUCUAGUAACAUGAUCUUGUGAAGUUAUGCAGUGGCCUUAAGGUCCUUGGUGCAAUUGCGGUCUCAGCUGUGUUACCUCACCCUGCUACACGAUCACUCUUUCUUUUUCUUUCUUUCUUUCUUUCUUUCUUUCUUUCUUUCUUUCUUUCUUUCUUUCUUUCUUUCUUUCUUUCUUUCUUUCUUUCUAUUAAUUGUCCUGCAAAAGGGCCAGUGGAAGUGCAGAAGAUGCCAGAGUGGUUGUGGUUUUGUUGGGUUUGAUUAUGAUGGGUCAUGCAUCUGCACAAAGUAAAUAAUCUUUUGUAACUGUAAGACAAAAAUAAAUUGAUUUUUUAUUUGAUGUGAUUUUCUUGUGAUGUAUACCAAGCAUCUGCCUCACUGUUUAUGUCAAUCCCUGUUUAUAGUUGGUAUGUGUCUGGGUUUUUAUCACAGGAAUGUUUCAAAGGAAGCUGGGUAUCUCACAAGCUGCUGCACAAAAAAGCAAGUAUGUAUGACUAAUUACCACCUGUUCUUUGAGUUUUCACUAUCAAGUUUGACUGUGAAACACUAAUGAAUACAUUUAAAUUAAAAUUUAUUUUGGUUCAAAAUACUUUGAUCAAGUCGUAGUGUGUGAAAUUAAGCAGCUUAAUUUAAGCAGAGAUAAAAAAAAAAUAGGGAAAUCUUAACUGUUGACCAGCACAGUGGUGAUAAAUGCUUCAGAGACUUUGUGUUGUUUUAUUUUUAGAGGAGGACAAGAACCAGAAUGAAUCCAAGAACUGUGUGGAGAAAGACGUUAAUACAGACCCAUGGCCAGGCUACCGCUACACAGGAAAACUACGCCCUCACUAUCCACUGGUGAGUUCUUGCAUGGCCCAUGAAAUGCAUGUAACACCCUCCCUGACCCUGUCAAAACUCCAACAAAGUAGAGAAAAACACACACACUCUGUCUUAAAUAGAUAUCUAUCCAGGUUACAGCAAGAAGAGUAAGUGAGAUGCCAGAGUUACCCUAGUUUUAAAAACACAAAUUAAUACCAUUUGUCUUUUUUAUUUUAUGUUGUACAGGCUACUUUCCACGAGAUUGCUUAAGGUUCUUCUCUGAAACAUUAUCAACACAGAAACAACAAUUUGUUUAUUGACUAUUCUGAUUGACAUGCACAUAACGCAGCUGCUGCCCUUCAAAUAUUAGCUUGUUCCUAUUUUGUCAUAGAAGGUGGAGAAAAAUACAAUUUACCACAUUUAACUCUCUUUUACACUUCAAGACACAUGUCUUUUCUCCAUUUGCAAAUUUCUGAUUUACACAAGUAAUCCCAAGAGCUGUGUGCUCUUUCAGUCAAAUCCCAUCAUGGUUUAGAUGGGAAACUGUCUCACUUUUUGCUGUACACAUAAACUCUGUUAGCUGCCUUGUGCAGGUUUUCUGCUGAAAACCCUGGUUUCUCAAAAUGCUCACAGUCAUUGGGUGAGUUGUCUCCUUUGCAACUUCGAUUGACCUUACCUUGGAAUCAGUGUUAACUUUGGCAGCUGUUUUAGAUUUGGUUUUAGGCUUGAAACCAAAAUGGCUUUUAGUUUGAGUCACAAUUAAGACAGUUUUGCGCUUUUUACUGUCUGUCUAGUUUUAGUCAUUUCAGCAAUUACUUUUUGUAUUUUCUUCUACUUUUAAACUACUUAAAUUAAUAAAUAAUUGGUAUCAAGGUCUUAAACUUGUAUAAUAUCUGGAUUUUCAUACCAUAGUUGGAUGGUCAAGUUCAGACUUUCCACCAAUACAGUACUGCUGAGCUUUCCCUACUGACAUACUAAGUAUAGAAGAAUGAUCCUUCUUCUAGGUUAAACAUUCCUACUGUAGACACUAUAGCUGUAUUUAUUUUAUUUUAUUUUAUUUCGUUAUCUCUUUCUGGACAUAAACGUCAGAUGGAACUCAAUUCCCUGUGCUCUCAGCUGCAUUCUCAUCUCAUCUACUAAUAAACGUGCUGAGUGAUUGCACAUGGCAACUCACAUAUACUGAUACAUACUGAGUCCCAGGUAACGCCACGUAAAAAAAACUCUAAUUUGUAAGGUGUGGUGGCUUUUAUUUUGCUGUGGUGGUGUGCCACAAUCAAUGAUAUAUGGGUGAAACCCUGGUAUAUUGUAAAAUGAAAAAAGCAUUAUUGAAUUUGAAAGCUGACCGCCAAAUAAGAGCAAUUAAAUAAGUAUGCAGUGUAUUAUCUGAUGAGUUGAUUAAUCUUUUUUAAUUGAUGAUUAAAUGGUAAAUGUACUAUCUUUUAUAUAGUCCAUUCAACAUGUCACCAUUCUAUAAAAAAGAAGAGGUUAUUUAAAAAAAACAACAACAUGGGAUGUGAACAGUCUCUCAUUUUAUGAAAUCACUGAGGCUGUUCUUGGUCAACUUUAUGAUUAAUUGGGAAAAUCCUCAAGUCUUUGAUUCUUUCUGACCUUUUUUCAAGCAUGCUCUCUCCUUUUGAAAGACUAUCUUCACACACUAUUUCAUGAGUUACUUGGUUAUGUGAACACCCCCUUCAGCCAUUGCAUGAAAUGAUAAAUUUCAUGUCCUCUUCUUUACACCUUCCGUAGACUCCCAUGAGGCUUGUACCGGGUGACAUCCAAAGACCUGACUACUCUGAUCAUCCCAGAGGUAACAAUGCUACUUCUUGUGAACUUGGGAUUCAAAAGCUUGUUUGUCGUCGACAAAGCCACAUCCUAUACACCGGUGCAAACAUUGAACCAGAAUCAAAUGCAGAGAGAACUUUUUUGUGUAGUCUUAGUGUUGUACCCAGCCAUGCUGGAUACAUGGCAUACACACAUACCAAGACUAGUCCUACAGUGUGAACUUUUGAAAUAAGUAAAUAAACAUUGUGGAGUGCUGUUUUGAUUUAAGAGUCCUCAAUUUAAGAUAAAUGACCAGCAGAAUUAGAGUAGCACAGAUCGUUCCUCGCUAUUAGUGCUUCUGUGGGCAAAGCUCAACCCUGUACAGGUGGCUGACAGGAAGAUGAUAAAAAUGGUACCAGAGGGCUACACAUCUGCAUAAUAACUACAGGAAACAAUGAACAAUGAAAGCCCUUAUACAGGAACAUGGUCCAACACCCCCCCACCCAAAAUUUAUCAUGUCUGCUGACUGUCCGCUUGGGAAGCAUUGAUAUCUUUUUGUCUUUUUGGCAUUGAUUUGGUCUGUCUUCCAGCUCCACUUUAAACACGUGGAUUUUGGGAAAUAUACACUGAAUAACCAUGAGCUAUUUAAAUACUAUAGAUUGACUCAAAAGGUGGGUUUCAACAGACACACACACACACACACACACACACACACACACACACACACACACACACACACACACACACACACACACACACACACACACACACACAAACAUCUAGGCAAAGUAUCAACAAGACAAUUAAAGCAGUGGCAUGACAGGGUUCAUAUUUAACCUGGGAUGUCAUGCUACAAGCAACACAUAUAAAGAUAGACAACGACAGACUUCUCUGUUAGAUUACAUACAGAGGGGUUUAAAGUCAGUGCAGAUUACACAUAAAUUAAUUGGUUUUAGAUUACGUAUGGAAAACAAGAAAAGUGUAUGAAUGGUCGGCGGAUUCACUUUGCUGUCGUAGAGUAUCCUCAGAUUGUUUAAGAACACAACCCACUUUAUCACUUAGCAUGGGUGCACAAAAGUAGAAGCUAUCACUUUUCUUGCCUUUUGACAGUAUGGAGAAAGCUUAAUUACGUGUAUAAAAUCUUAACACCAGAGAGGACAUAAGGAAGUCUGAUCUAGGGAGAGAAUAAGUGAGAAUAGAACAUAAACAGAUAUGCUGAUGUAUCAUUGAUUUCUGGCUUCACGCUGUAUAUUACAGGGCAAGGUGUCAUUGCCACAGCAGACUGUGUUAAUAAACACAGAGAACCCUAAUGAGGAAGAGGAACAGAUGCUCUACAAGUUUUUCAUUUAUUUAUUUUUUUAGCAAUUUAAAUAGAAAUCUAUGUACUAAAGAUAUCACUUGUUAUUAUUCAAGUCUGGAACAUUUCUUGCAUGUUUUUUUUUGUUUUUGUGUACUUUAUGUAAUGUAGAUUUUAAUGAAAUGUAGGUAGGUAUAAUAAUAAUUAUAAUAUUAAUCAUAAUAGUCAUAAUCAAAAAACAUUUCAUCUAUUGGUGCCUUUUAGGAAACUCAAGGUCACCUUACAGAACAAUAAAAAUGACAAUUAAAAUACACAUCAAUACAUCACUAUAUUUCAGUUCAGUUUAUUUUUGUAUGUAAUUACAUGUACGCACAAUUUUAUAUUAUGGUGGUAAGACUCUGAUAAUAAUCUCUUGUUUCGAAUACAUCUGUUGAUUUUGAUUCUUUGAAACUCUAUUCUCACCUUGGUUUGUUUUUUAGACUAGUGGGCUUCUCGUUAGUAAUUGGUCCACACCUGUUAUUGUUACCUGUCUUAUUUAUGUCUAUAUCUCUGGGCAAAUUAUUCGAUGAGCAACCAUGGCAACCUCUACAUCCUUGUCAUCUGACUGCAUAGAUCCAUGCUCAGGUAGUCAUGGAUACGGUUCCCUUUUUAUUCUCCAGUGGUGCAUCACAAGACCUAAGGCACAAAAUGUUACAGGCUAUUUCACCUUCAAGAUGUAGCUUCAUUCUUUGCUAAAGUCAAAUUAAAAGCUUUUUUAAAAACAUGUCAGAUAGUUACCAGGAAAAAGCUAUCCACAAAGAGGACCUAACCUAUUUCAGAUCAUUCAUCAUGAUGUAAAUGCUCUGAUUUUGUUUUAUGCAAUGCUUCUUUCCAAGCAGCACUAUCAAAGCAUGUUUUUGUGGUAUUGUUUCACUCACAUUGUAGGCUCUUAAGGUCCAAAGAAGGGCUGUCUUUGUCGUGUACAUGAUCCUUACCAAAGUCUGUGUUGCUAGGCAACUGUCUCUGUUCAUUCAGCAGUCAUCUUCUUGGGAUUAUAAAUUAUUUAUGAGCAAGUUGUUGAUGACUCAAGUGCUUCAGCCAACAUUUAUUUAAAAAACUAUUUGUGUGUGUAUAUAUAUAUAUAUAUAUGUAUUUAUGUAUAUAUGUAUACAUGAACAAAAACAUCUUUUCCUACUACAUGUGGUGUAGGUGUGGACUAUUAAACGGCCCCAGGCGAAAUCCAGCCUGCAGGUGUCCCCAGUACUGGCACUGUGUGCAGGCUGGAAAUCAAAAGUAACAACCAGUUCUGUUAUUGUUACUGUUAUUGUCUUGCAGUAACUAACAAAUAGGUCUAUAACAUAUGAAGGCAUCACUUUACAUGUUACAGUGUUACGGCUAAGAUGAUGAAUUAGUCUGCCUUUAUACUCAAAUAAAAAUUUAACUUGUGUUCAAAGCAAAACUGGAAGUAUGUAAAUCCAGCAGAGAUAGUCCAAGUUAAUGCUGUGUGUAAGAGCUGGUAUAGAGCUGCUUUACACGUUCUCUUUCAAGUCAUAGGUGUUAUUUUUCACAUGUAAGUAAUGGUAUCUGUCUGUCCUUGUUUCCUUCACUCAGGGAUAUCUGAGUCUGAGCAGUUUCUGAAGGGUACGUCACAAAUCAAGAUCCUUUCUCCUGAAGACAUUGAAGGAAUGCGAGUAGUGUGCAAGGUAACUGUUUUUGACUGUUGACUGUAUUAGGGUUCAGAAGUUUAUAUUCCAUUAACUGUAUAUUGAUUUCGUCGUGUUAAUUACAGUUGGCACGAGAAGUCCUAGACAUUGCAGCAAUGAUGGUGAAGCCAGGUGUAACAACAGAAGAAAUCGAUCAUGCUGUGCAUUUGGUAUGUAUUACACAAACAAACAUUUUUGUCCUAUCUUGCACCCAGUAUCCCUUACACAAUGUCAUUCAGUGUUCUUAAAUUAAUGACAGCUGUCCAAAAAUUAGUAAACUUGCCUUAUUUGUUUGUUUGUAUAUUUAUUUAUUUGUUUGUACACUUUAUAACUCAGUCACUUUAACUCAGUCACUUUAUCACUGGUCACUUUAGUUUAAUGUACCUUUUUUUUUUAAUUGCACUCCUCCCACUGCACUGUUGUUCUGUAUUGUGUAGUUGUACAUAGCCUGUUAUAAUUACUGUACAUAGCAUUGUACAUAGCCUUUUAUACCUUUAUACUUUAUACAUGUCCUGCAUGCUCUUAUUAUUUUCUAUUCUAGUAUUUUAUAUAUUAUUCUCUGUUUAAUGUUGCACCAUCACGCCAUAAAAAAAUUCCUAGUCUGUGAAUCCUGUUCAUUGAAUAUGGCAAUAAAACCCCUUCUGAUUCUGAUUUCGUGACAUGUAAAAUAAAUAAAUAAAAAUAAAAUACAUGACUACUGUUGUCAUACAGUAGUGGACAGACUUAACAAUACAAUUUAAAACUGACAAAUAUGAAAAAAUAUACAUUAUGAAAAUGAAAACUAUGGUCUGCAUAUCUGAAAAGGAGUUGUAAAAAGUAACACUUAUUUCAUCCCACUCAAUGUCCAUUAAAUAUUACUUGACUUCCUUAUCAACAUUAAUCUAUACAGCCAUAUAUACAGCCACAGACAAAAACACCCUGAGAUUGUCAAACACCUUCAUUCCUAUAUCUUCUGAAAACCAUUUCUUUAUCCUUGUAUUUAAAGAGAUUUUUGUCCAGGCAUUAUUUCAACUCUUUAUUCAAACUGGUCUAUGGUUUCACUCUACAAAUAGGAAUUCAAAUCUUUUUGUUGAUGAGUGAAAACCAUGAAAUUUGAAAUUAAAUUUCAGCAGAUUAUAACCCCCUCCCUUUCACUUAACAGUCUUUAAAAAUUCCUUCAGUGAGUCCUAGAUAAGACUUCAAGAAUAAGUGUGUGUCAUACAACUACAGUAAACCGUACAGCUGCUACAAAUGGGGGUGGGGGGGUCACUAUGUAGUUAUGUUUAGUAUUGUUUACUUGGUGCUUUGCUGCAAUAUCAAUGAUCCAAUAAAUCCCGUCUUUUCAGGCUUGUUCAGCGAGGAAAUGCUACCCUUCACCCCUCAACUACUACAAUUUUCCCAAAUCCUGCUGCACAUCUGUCAACGAAGUUAUCUGCCAUGGAAUCCCAGACAGAAGACAACUACAAGAAGGAGAUAUCCUUAAUGGUAUGUUUAUUUCACCACAUAUGAUGUGAUUUGUUUUUCACAUGUUUAAAGGUUUAUUACAACUUUAUUAGUCCUUUUUUACAUGAAAUAAACUUUCUUUUAAACGAACUAUUUAACACAAACAAGUAUUUCAUGAUUGUAUUUUCAAUGUUAAAUCAAGUUCAAGCAAUGGGUCAGUUUGGGUGAAGAAAAAAGAUUUAAAAGUGGAGAAAAGAAAAGAAUCCUCCUCUUUCAUGACAAAUGGGUGAUACAAACAUCCUUAAGUGGUAUCAGCAGGAGUUUGGCUUGAUUUAGCCUGUUUAUGAAUAUUCUGCCAAGGCGUUGUCUCUCAACCGCCACUCCCCUCAGUGUCUGAUGGAGUACCUGCCAACAGCUCAUCUAACACUGCAUGGUCCAGACAAGACAAAUUGUUUCAUUAGCCUUUAACAGCAGGGACUUGUGGUUCAAAAUCUGCACUCUUUGUAUUCCUCUGUAAGUUGGAGGAGUCUUUGUUUGCCCAAAAUGAAUUCAGAUUUUAUUAAAAACAACAAUACCUCAGCACUUUGUUUGACCAUGUGAUUAGUUAACUGGAUCAAUGUAUACUCAGCAGACUUCAGUGUUUUAUACUGCUCUAUACUUUUGUACUUUUGUUGUUACACACAAACGUGAGUAGUUUGUAAUACGAUGAUUCUUACCCACAUUUGAUACCAUUUUAAAGUGGACAUCACUGUAUACCACAAUGGCUUCCAUGGUGACCUCAACGAGACCUUCUUUGUUGGUGAUGUGGAUGAGGAGGCGAAGAAGCUGGUUCAAACCACAUAUGAAUGCCUUAUGCAAGCCAUCGACUCUGGUAGGAAUUUAUUUUUGUUUUUGUUGUAAUUUACAGUUCAAAGCUGUACAUUGUAAAUUCUAUCUUCCUUUUUCUAUAUAAAAUGUUAGUGAGGGGCUGCCUUAAAAUUUUGCAUUGAGUCUAAAGAUACAAUUCUUUAUUUUCAGACUGUACCUCCUCUCUGAUACCUCUUUAAUAGCAUUACAUGAUUUUCAGAUUUAAAAAAAACCUUGUGUUUCUUACUAGUGUAUUUAAAUGCCCCACCCCCCUUCUAUCAAUCAGCAGAGUAGUUUUUUUGACAGUCUACAAUUUUGCAGCACCUGCUUCGUUUCAUGAACAGCGUCACUUAGAGACUUUCACUUGAGUAUUGGAAGCAAACAUGCUGCUGUGUAAUAUAGUUUGUGUGAUAGCAGUUUAAAGCUAUAGACUGUUGCAGGCUACUGGGUAAAGAUGCCAAAGUUAAGCUAUUGGCUGUUGUCACACAGCCACCUGCGUACACCUACCUGCAUGAUGAAUGAAGAUAAAGACAUGAGAGAGGGGGGACGGUGAAGCACAUCUGAUACACACAGAAGUAUACACUUCCUGAUCCUGUUCAUUGUGAAAACACAAACACAUCUAGGAACAACAUUGGAAAAACAAGACUGAACUGCCAUGCAUAUUGAUUUUUUUCCUUUUACAGUCAAGCCUGGGAUUCGAUACAGAGAGUUGGGGAACAUUAUCCAAAAGCAUGCUCAAGCUAACGGCUUCUCUGUGGUGAGGAGCUACUGUGGCCACGGGAUCCACAGACUUUUCCACACUGCUCCAAAUGUGCCACACUAUGCCAGUAAGUUGGUGCAUCCCAACCGCAGGAACAUGAUUCAAUCCUUUUUAAAGUCUUUCGAUGGUUUCAUACAUCCGGCUCAUUUAAUUGUAUGAUUGAAUUUUCAGAAAACAAAGCUGUUGGAGUCAUGAAGCCUGGCCAUGUAUUAACCAUUGAGCCCAUGAUAUGUGAAGGUGAGUGAGACUACUGGUGGUCGACCAAUAUAGCCAGUGGUCAGUAUGUAAUGUCUAAACCAUGUUGAUUUGUUUGUUUUUGUAUUUGAUGAAAAAAAUUUUUUGAUAAUGCACACGGCAGUGCGACAAAUAUGGUUAUCAUAGUCAGUUACAUGUUUUUGAAGAAUGUUUUAAUCUAUGAAACCAGAAGGUUAUUUCAUAGACAUCAGAGCAUGUCAGAAACUAUAUAUUUCAUACACCAUAACAGAAAUUGUUAAUAAAUACAGCCAGUCACUUUUUUUGAUGUGAAUUGCUAUUGAAUCUUUCAGUGGGCCUAGUGAAGACAGGUAACAGCAGAUGCUGAUGAUCUCAAAACAUAUUAUCUCAAAAACUGAUCAAUAAGUAGUGUUAAGUUGUAAGGAUCUUUUAAGUCGAACAAGGCAGACCGGAUGGGGGUGAGAAAAACCUCCAAAAUGUUGAAAAUUCAAUUAUUUUUCAGAUCAAUAUUCCUGCAUUUUAUUUCUCAACUUUUGAUGUGUAAAUGGUAUCUGGAAUUGCAAGCAGGAGAAAUCUUUAGAUCUGAAAAGGACCACUUAAUUGUUAGUUCAUGGAUCAAGUCUUGAGACACAAUGAAAAGCAGAAAAAUGUUCUAUUUUAUGCCGAGUUUGUCAGUUUUCAAUAAAACUCAUUUUUCCAAGCCUAAUCGACUGGAACACCACUUACUGCUUGGCAAUUACAGGAAAGCACUUCACUUGACUGCCUUGCUGUAGUUCAAAUAUACUUUGUGAUACAACAGGCUCCCAGUCAGUGCCAGACUUCAGUCGUUGGUUUUUGAAACACUCUUCAGUGGAUGGUGUAAAAGCCAAAGCUCAUGUGUUUGUGUUCCAGGUGGCUGGCAAGAUGAGACGUGGCCUGAUGGCUGGACAGCAGUGACCAGAGACGGCAAGCGUUCAGCUCAGUUUGAACACACCCUGCUGGUGACAGAGACUGGCUGUGAGAUCCUCACCCGCCGUCUGGAGGACAAUGGCCGUGCUCACUUUCUCAGCCAAAUGUAGGCUGGAGCUCCACCAGUGACUGGACCCUCCAGACAUGGACAACCCAGCACCUCUGGGUCUCACACACACACGCACACACUCUCACACAAGAGGCACCACUCUGAGAGCUCAGUUUAAUACAGGCUCUUAUGGCUUUUUGAAUUAAUUAUCGUUUCCUUAAAUUAAAUGGAAGUACUUGAAUGUGUCUAAAAUAAAACAUGGAUUACCUUUUCAGUGAAAUCUCUAUCCUCUGAAGGAAAAAUGGAAGUAUUUAUUAGGGUUUGGUUUUGCUCUGUGGUUGGGCUUGAAAUCAGGUCAGUUUUGACCUCUGGAUGAUGUCAUCCAGAGUUUGAACCAGCUGGCUCGUCGUUGUCUGUGGUGUGUGGAGCUCAGGGCAAAUCCAACUCGUAUGCCAUGCUUUGCUUCUUUCUCUCUGCCUCUGCUAACCUCAUCAGACUUCUUUAAAUAUCCCAGAGAUGGAAUGGAAAGAACUAGCAAUACUGGAGACGGGGUGAGGGUAUUCAAAGGAACUGGGUCAGCACGUUUUAAUCAAUACUAUGAUAACCAGCAACUCAAAGUUUAUUUUGAUGAGAUAAGAUGAGGAGUAGAGAGACAUGAAAUUUGAUCUUUUAUUGAUAUCCAAUCAUCAAUAUUUUCAAACUCAAUUUGGCAAUUCCCAAUUGUGAUACCAAUAUCUAAAACCCCGUAUUUUUACUUUAAAGAACACAAAGUUUCCCCUGCAACAGAAUUUACUGACAGCUCUCCUGUAUUAGAACCAGACAAACAGCAUUUGACUCUACUGUAUAUUAUCAUCUAUGUAUUUUAUUUAAAAUAUAGACAUUCAGUAAUACCUCUGCUAUUUGUUUCCAACACUUCAACACACUUUUAUACAGCAAGUAUAAAUAAGGUGUCAUUGUGUGCACAAAAUAAAUGCAUCACCCUUUUGGUUGGCGGUUAUCAGUAUCUGCUGCAACCAAUGAUGAACUUCUUAACUGCAGUAAAUACUCAUUCUUCUUUUGGCGUGCAGCUUACAGUGAGUGUAAAGACAGCCAAGCUAGCGUGGCUCAGUCCAAAGUUUAAGAAAUCCUUGUAGCAGCAGCCAAAAUGUCACAAGUUAAAUAUAAUUUAUCUGUUCAGUACAAGUGUGUUACAAAAUUAUCAUUAGUUCUUACUGUGUGUCUAUAACCCUGUCAACAGAUUUGGAAUAUUUUCCAUAUUUUCAUGUCGGUUAAACAAACAAGAUAGCCAACGACAUUUAAAUCUACAGAAAGGGAUUACCAAGGGUGCUUGCAGCUUGUGCUUGUAACUUUGGGACAGAGCCAGGGUAGUUGUUUUCUUCAUUCAGUCUUAACUCACGUUUUAGCAAGGCUAUGAGGGACAUCAUCUUGUGGUAGCUUCACAUUUAAAGAUCCAGGGGAUCUGUUAGAGUUACCAGCAGAGAUGGCUUAUAUAUUUAUAGGGAUGCUAUUAUUAUGAUUAUAUAAUUAAAUAUUACAAAUGAUCACUGAGUUUACAUAAGCUCACUAUAUCUACAGAGUCCACAGAGUCUGCUACUUUGCAUGUAUGUGGGCCUUGACAUUGAACUAGAUUUACUAUGAAUUAUACAGGCUUAGAAGAGGAGAGUGAGGAAAAUGGUUAUCAGCAGGUUGCAAACUAAAAUCCUACCACUAGAUGCCCCUGAAAUUCUUUACUGCUCCUCCAAAAAAAGAUAUGAGAUUUUUAUUAACCUUCUUAUUUGAGGCUUAACUUCAGAGUAAAAUUAUGAGGGCCCCUCUAAAGACAGGGAUAAUAUCUACUUUGGUUUUGAAAGAAAAAAAAAAAGUCAUUGGUCAGUUCACGUACAGUUUAUGUAAGCCCGUUAGCUUAGCUCAAGUAGUGUCAUGUCAAGCAUUGCUGUCUUAGAGCGCUACUGCUGGAUAAAUCAACAGAUGAGUAACUUCACUGUAAUAGAAUGUGGCUACUAUUAGCACAAUGACACAGCUGUGGAUGUCAGACAUGGUUGCUUGGGAACUGUCAGCUAACUGCGAAGUAUUGACACAGAUAUCCAGAGUCAGAAAAACAAUGUAAUAGUUGUACAAGUGCUGAGCUUGUUGGAAAUUCUUGAAAUGUCUUCUGUUUCCAAUAGCUCUGGUGUAGCAAAUUGAGCCUUAAUGUGUGAAAUUCAAACUUGCCAGGUAGAUAAAGGCAUGCUAGGUGAUGUUUACCCUUAACUUAACAGUCACCAUUACAUUGAUAUCUGGAUUUACCAGACUUUUCUGAUGACUUGUUUCAGUUUCUCUGCCAUCUUUGUAUUUCUUCUUAUGGAGUAAUAAAUGACUCUUCUGUAGCUCUGUUUGAGUGACUUUGUCCUUUGAUUGAUUGGUCAUUUCUUUCCCUAAUGGGGUGAGUUCACAAGCCUUGUGUCAAUGGAAAUGACUGUAGGAAAAUCUUCAGGCAUUUAAGCCUUUUUUUUUUUUUUAAAACACAUUGUUAUGCAGUGUUUGUCCAAAAUGCAUAAGCAGGUGGUACUUAAGUUAACAUUUACUUAAUGAAAGUUAAACUUAUGUAUUUCUUUUGCUUCUGUAAAAAUAAUUCUGUAAACAUCAUGUUUUUUAAACUAUCUGAAAACCCACUGCACAUCAGUAAACUAUAAUAAUAAUAAUGCCCAUAGCCUUUUGUAUUAGCAUGGCAGAAAGAGAUUGUAAGUAAGUGAAAUUUGUAAAAUUGAGUGAUAAACUGGGUUUUUUAAUGGCAUAUCUUGACUAAAUUUUAUGAAAAACGAUACAAUUAUAAUAAUAUAAGUGUUUGUUAAAGGGAUAUUCUGGCAUGAAAUUAAGUUAGGGUCAAACACACCAUAACACCGAGUUAGACACCCCCUUGAGAGAUGAAUGUUGCUGACAGCUUGCUUCUCUAGUUAUACCAACUUAAGUAAUGACCACAGUUAGCAAUACACAGCAGUCUAACAUUUAUGAUCAUUACUUCACUUCCUUGAAGUAUUAAUCAUCAUAUUAAUCAUUUUGCACUGCAGACGCAGCAGUUCUUCUGCCUUAGCAUCUAGGUCUGAUUGCAUUUCCAUGAAGAAAUUAUCAUAAAUAUUCUUCCUUGAGCUGCGUCACCCUGUUGCAGUCCACUGACUGCAGCAGGGUGGGUCUCCAUACAAACAAGCCAGGUGGGUCACCCGGAGGUCUCCAUACAAACAAGCGGCUGCUGGAAGAGAGUGGGUGAGUCUCUUUGCUAAAGAAAUCAGGCAAAGCUAAAAAGGUGUUUGGUGGCUAGUACUAUGGCUGGGACCCUAUAUGUACUGUUGAUGAAGUUAGGUGCUGUUCUGAGCAUCAUUUGUGGCUAUAGAGUGGCUUUUUGGUUGAGGUUUAUGCGUGGGUCCUUAGACCACUGUGUAUCGCUAUUGUACGGUCAUUACUAAAGUUGAUAUAACUAAAGAAGCAAGCAGUCGGCAACAUUCAUCUCUCGUGGGCGUGUCUAACUCGGUGUUACGGUGUUUGACCCUAGCUUAAUUUUACACCGGAAUAUCCCUUUAUAGGAAAUGUACUAUGUUGAUCACUUUCUCUAGUUUUCACUGAAGGCACUUUUGCAUUACAUCACACUCACUCAUUUACACACUGAUGGCAGAGGCUGCUAUGUAAAGAGGCCAUCAGUGUUUGACUAAUCCCAUUCACACAGCCAGUGAGAGCAGGUGGGGUCAAGUGUCUUGCCCAAGGACAAGGUGUUAUUAAGUGAUGAUCCAUGUUCUCUACCUUCUUCAGUGUGCAUCUCUCCAUCACAUCCUCCAGUGAGUCCACCAGAUUCCAAUCAAAUGAAACUUGAAGCCAAAGAGAGCUUUAGCAUCUCUGUCUAACAUUAUGAAAGUGAAGCCAGGUAGAUACACACCGAGAAGUUUUGAUUCAACCAGCUUUCAGUAAAAGAUAGGAGAUUUCACCCAUGGUAUGCUUUCUCAGUCUUCACUAAUAUCUCAGCUGCCAGGCUUUUAUUAUGCCUGUUUUACUCUUGCACCAGUUGAAGGGUAAUGCCUGUUUUAGCAUUUUUACAUUGGCUGCCAAUACGUUUUAGGAUUGAUGUCAAGAUUUUAUCAACUACUUCUAAAACUCUUAAUGGUCUUUGCCAAAGUUAUAUCACCAAUCUUUAAAUUCUCUACAAUCCAGUGUGCACUUAAAAAUCCUCCAGUAAAGGCUCGCUUGCUGUGGCAGACACUUGGUUGAAAACAAAGGGGAACAGAGUGUUUUCAGUCCAGGCUACUAAACUUUGGAAAGAUCUGCCAAAGAAAUAAAGUUGGCUGAUUCAGUGCACUCAUUUAAGUCUGAAGACUUACUUUUAUAGGAGAGCCUUUCCUGAGUUGAAAUGUCUUUUACAGUGAACUGAUUUUAUGUUUCAAAUAUGGUUUUGGUUUUAUGAUCCAAGUUGGUUGAUCCCUUCAUAAAUUUGUUAAGUUAGCAUUUUUUUCCCUGCCCCGUAAAGUACUUUGUAAUUGAGAUCUUAAAAAGUACUCAAUAAAUAAAGAUUAUUAGUAUUGUAAUAUAAAGCCCUGGAAAAUUCAUUUUUUUUGUGUAAGCAAGAUUUUCUGUAAUAAGACCAUUUCAGUAAUUCUAUCUUGAAAAGCAAUGAUGACUGGAAUUCAUUACAGCUUUUUCCCACACUGUGUAAAUUUAGACUAUGGUGUCUACCUAAUUUAAAGUGCCAGGCAUUUGUGAAAUACUUUAAAAUAAACUUUCACCAAGGCUGCAUGCUUUGGUAUUUCACUGGUUGUAUGAUCCAGCUGUUGUACAUGCUCAUCACCUCAAAAUGAAACAGAAUGCAAUUUUGGUUGUUAUAGACUUUUGACUGUGCCCUUCCUUGGAACUGAAAAAAAAAAAAGUAUGCUCAUCCAAACCAGAAGAGAUCAUGAUAUAGGAUGGAGCAGGCAGUAGAGCAAAAUUGCAUACUAGUUUUACUUUAUCUGCAGUUCUUGUGCACAUUUUCUUUACACAUUUUCUGUACACAUUUGUUUAUCAGGUUUGGAUGUGUUAUUAAAAGAAUGACUCAAAAAUUCUCCUGAUAAAAACCAAAUGCUUGGGUGUUUAGUUGUUGGUGGAUGCUUUUAUUAUUCAUAUUCAUGCACUAAUGUAGAUCAAAGAUGUUUCAAAAAUAAUCUUGGUUUCAUUCCCCUGGUUUCCUUUGCACAAUGUUCUCUCUGUGUUUGAGUACUUCUUGAGCUGGUGGGGCGAUGGGGAGGGUAAAGACUUGUUUGUGCAUUGCUCAAAUAAAAAAAAAUAAAACAGACCCGAAUAAUGACUUUGAAAAAUUAUUUAUGUGAGCAGGGUAAACCUUGUAUUAGACCAUGUUUUUUCCUGUGCCCCUCGAACAUCUAGAAGUGAAGGACAACCCGGAUACUGAAAGAUGAUAAAAGAAUCAAGUUUAACAUCAUACAGACUAUAAAUACACAUACAUUUUACAAUAGUAUAUAAAUAAUAUGGUUGUCAGUUUUAGCUGGUGCCAUAUUUGAAGACAUGUCCCUCACUGCACAAAGUAUUUUAAAAUCCUGCCUCAGAUCUGAACACAUCUAGACUUCGUCCUCAACAGAGGGCAGCAGUGAUGCAGAGGGAGCACGACAGACAGAAUCCAGAGGGACACCGAGUCUGUACACACAUUUACAUAACAAACAACUUCAAAAAUGUAACUCAGGCGAGAGCUUACCAUUUCCCAGCAUGCAUUAGAUUAAAACCAUCAGUGAUGUUCUCAAAGGGCAGAGUGUGAGUCACAAACUCAUCAACUUUGAGCUUCUUGUUCAUGUAAUCCUCCACAAGUUUGGGAACACUUUGGACACUCUUGUAGCCUGUAGGAAAAAUAUAAAUGAGUCAUUGAAGAGAGGGAUGUAAAGUGCUGUCCAGGUGAUCAAAGCUGUUUGUCAGUGUAAAAUCAGACCUUAAUUUGAGAAAGACUGUUAUUUUUUUAAAGGAAAAACUUUAUAUUGAAAAAGCAAAACUCGAAUGAGAUCUAGUUUCUGAAAGUUAAGCCCACAAUGCAAAGGUGAACCAGAGGAAUGCUAGGUAGAUUCAGUCUAAAGUAACAAAACAUUGAUGUUAGGAGUGUGUCUGUGUUUUAUGGUAGAAGAACUCUUUUCUCUGUAUUAUUUUUCUUUUUUUUUGGCUUGUGACGGUAAGCAUCCAAAACUAAUUCAGCUAUAAUUCUUUUGUCCUUUAAACAAAACAAAAAAAAACAUAAAAUCACAAUGGAACAUGCCAAAAAUCUACAACAAUGCGUACAGCUUUGUUAGGUUGUUCCUUGGCAGAUGCAGCGUUUAACUUUUAAACCCUCCUAGUUAUAAAUGUAAGAAAUCUCUUGUUGGCCAGCAACUGCCAAACAAAGCACAAGAGAUGCUUACUUCACAAAUAUCAUGAGUUAAGAGUCAUUUCCUGAGGACAAAAACAGAUGUCUUAACAGAUUCUUAUCAUAAUUCCAUCAAAACUCAAGAGUCUCGACUUCAGUGGCAUACAAAAUGUCAUUUUCAUUCUGAAGCCACCACUCCAACAUAACUGUGCCCUGGUCAUGAGCACUCAACCUACCUUCAGAGUUCGAGCUCUUAGCAGGCCACUUCAGCACUCAAAGACUCAGAGCAACAAAAAGGCAGCCAUGGCAUAUGCACAGCUUUGCAACAAUGCUGUACUUCCAUAAAUGCAUUACAUCUUGUGUCAUACAUCUUAAAUUUUUUUGUUUUACAUUUUUGACAUAAAAUAUUCUCAAUAAAUGAUGCACUGGACCGUCAAAAAUCAGCAGGAAGAGAUUUUUUUGUCAGUAGACUGUACGAUAAGCAGAUAAGCAGAAACUGCUUUAUCUACAGGAGUUGCCAAAAUUAGCACUUAAUGGAAGUUCUUCGGAGAAGCUUUAGGAUGUGGAAGUUCUUCAUAAUACUUUGUCUCUGUCAGUGAUGACACAAAAUGUUAAUGAGGAAAGAAAUUUCCUGCUGCUGAGCUUUGUUCUAUUUUAUCUUGAACGGUGAAAGAUCAGAUUAGAGAGUAUUUUUAGCCAUAGUUGUUAGCUAUGAUGCUCACUGAAUAAUAUUCAUUGUAAAUUACCUGUCAAACUAGUUUGAACAUCAGCAUUUUAAAUAACUGGCUUACCUCCAAAUGCACUGCCUUUCCAGGUGCGGCCAGUCACCAGCUGGAAGGGUUUGGUCGAUAUCUCUUGUCCGGCUGCUGCCACUCCAAUGAUGAUGCUGGUGCCCCAUCCCUUAUGGCAGGCCUCCAGAGCUGCCCUCUGCCACCAAAACACUCUGUAAGAACUCUCUACCACAGCAUUUGGGAACUACCACAACCUAACCCAUACAUAUGUCAACACUGGUUAAUUGGGUUUAGCCUAUCGUAAGAGUAGCCUUUUCAUAGAAACUCAUGCUGUCUCUACUGAUGCUUAAAGAGUUUUCCAGCCUGUCAAGAAUUACAUUUAGCAUAGUCACAUUAUUUAUGUGAUUUAUGAACAGAAUUAAUUAUAAUUUCAAGCUGUACUGCUACUCUUUUUAAAGCUCUGUUUAUCAUCCACUGACAGACUAUCACAUUUCAUCUUGUCAUUAAGCAGACAGAGUGUUCAUUUAAUAUGUGAGAUGGACAGCAUCUCACAAGACUAUAAAUGUCAUGUAAAUUUCAUGAAGUCAUAAUUACCAUGACUGCUACAUUGCCCACACAUUCAAAUGAAUAGUCCACUCCUCCAUCUGUCAUCUCCACCAGGGCCUCUUGUAUUGGCUUGCUGUGGUCCUUGGGGUUCACCACAUCUGUGGCACCAAACUCUUGCGCUAUUUUGAACUUGUCUGGGUUGAGAUCAACUCCAAUAAUCCUGGAGGCUCCAGCUGCUUUACAGCCCAUGAUUGCUGCAAGACCCAGAGCCCCGAGGCCAAACACAGCACAGGUUGAGCCGACCUCCACCUGCAGAGUGGAAGACAGUAGAGACAGGUACAUGUUCUUCUUACUGCAGCUAUUCAUCAUUGCGAGGGAAAAACAAGAGUGAAAACAACAAAAGAAUAGAAGUUUUGCCUUGUAUUAAUACACACUUUGCCAUUCUUGCUUCUUUUUUCUUGUUAACGUGAUCACUGUAGGUUUAUUAAUUAAAAUGGGCUCAUUAAAUCCAUGCUAAAAAAAAGAAAUCAUUGUCACAAAGGCAUGACAAUGCCCUUUGUCAUAUGCUUGAGUCAUGAUAACUAAAUCAAUCUAACAAUGUAAUAUACAAAUAUGAAUUGUUAUCAUCUUUGUUAAUCUUACUAUCAUCUAUGCUAGGAUUUCAACAUUUUUCAAACAUUCAAUAGAAGCACAGUUGCUGUUGGAGUAUCAUUAUUUAUGUAGACACAAGAUAAUAGAACGAAAUGCUGGAACAACUUGAAAGGUUAACCAAUCAUAAGCGUCAUUAAGAUCAUUUGCAGUCAUUUGAAAAGUCCAUUUGAAAAGUCCAUUAGAACAUUUUAAAGCAAAAAUUAGGCUUAGGUCAUCCCAGAAGUUAGUGUGCUUCAUCCUCUGCUCUGGGUGCCAUGUUUAUUUGCUAAAAUAUCAGUGAUGGAGUAUUAAAUAGUUGACUGGCCAAAAGUGCCAACCCUUUGAGUUGCUUUUGGAUGGUCAAUUUAUAAUCUUACACAUGGUCAGAGCCUAAAAGCUUUUGGUAAAAAAUAUGGAACAAGUAAAGGGACAUGAGGUUGCAAUUACCAAGAUAAGAUCUGUUUGCCCCUCAUUCAAAAAAUCCAGCCUGAAUUGAUCAAUGAUUUUUUCUUCCGCUUCACUUACACCUCACAAUCAUAUCCUCUUGCUCAGGGCUAAUUCAUGGAUUGAUGCAACUACAAUAACAGUAAGCGGGCUUUCUUCUUCUUCCAUCAACAUUUCCUCUGCUGAGGGAAUGGUGAAUGAUGAUAGAAAAUGAUAAAUGAUUGGCUGAAAAUAGCACAGUAACAUCUGGGGAGGAAGCUGACUCACCUUGGCUGUGUUCAAAGCGGCUCCAUAUCCAGUGGUAAUGCCACAGCCCAGCAGACAUACCUUGUCUAAAGGGGCUGUAUGGUCCACUUUGGCCAGGGAGAUGUCAGCCACUACUGUGUACUCAGAGAAAGUGCUACACCCCAUGAAGUGGUAAAGGCUCUUGCCUUUGCAGGAGAAACGGGUUGUCCCAUCUGGCAUCAAUCCUUUGCCCUGAGUGAGCCUGAAGAACAGGAUGCAUUCUCAAGUCAGUCUUGUUCUGAGAUUAAUGAGCCUCAAAGGAUAACUUCUGUUUUUAGAAGCUGGUCUGCAUAGUUUUAGAAUGCUCAAAUCAUUAUUAUCUACCUGAUCUUUUGACACAAGUUGGUCUUGGGAUUCUUGCAGAACUUGCACUCUCCACACUGUGGAAUAUACAGUGGUAUGACCGUGUCUCCUAAAACACAAACAGUAUUUUAUGUUUGAACAGUCACAGUCUGGUCAGUCCUGUCAGUAGAACAGAAGAGAGAGAGAACCUGGCUGAAACUUGGUGACUCCCUCUCCAACACUCUCGACGAUGCCAGCUCCUUCAUGGCCCAGCACAACAGGAAAAACUCCUUCAGGAUCAGAGCCACUAAGUGUAUAGGAGUCAGUGUGACAAAUCCCUGUGGCCACAAUCUAAAAUAAAGGACAUUUGAAGAGUUAUCCACUGUAGUCUAUAGGAAUGAGUCAGUUCAUGGAUCUUAAGUCAAAGGUACUUAAAGGCAUGGUUGACAAUGGGAGAUAUUGGUAAUUAUUAUGAACCUCGUUUAUAUGGUGAUAAUGGUCCUAUAGUGCGAUCUCCACAAAGAGAAGAGAAGAAAGAAUGGAAAAAAUCAGUUCACCAUAGCAGGUGCAGGGCUGCAAAUACAUUGACCGAUGGGAGCCAUCUGUCCCAGACAGCUCCUAUUGGUAAAUCUCCUGCUCCGCCUCUCCAUCCAAUUACCUCGCUGUAUUCGACACACCCCUCUCUCGUAGUUCUGACUCAUCCCCUCCCACUCUACUUGCCCCCUCCGAGCUCUGAGUGGCUAAAUGCAGUGUAGCAGCUUAGCUUCAGGAGCUGUGAUAAAGAAGGAUGGGAAAAACAUGACUUCUGCGUGCCCCACCGCCAGAAGUGAUAAGAAAACGUAAGCCGACAGAACAAAGAGCAGAGUCAAAGAGGAAAUGUGACCAAGUGAGGAAUCUAACUCGAAAAAACAUUGGGUCAUCCUUCAAGCGGUGGAGAAAGAUCCGCCAGGUUUUGGGCCUGAAAACAGAUGCCGAGACAGCAGAAUUUUUGUUGAACAGGUAAUUUUUGCUACUUAUCGUGGCACAUUUUACAUAAAUAACUCUUAUUAGUCUCUGCAAUGUCAACACGGUAGCUGUCCAGGCAGCUGCAGAUGGUGCGCGCUAGCAGAGCUGGCAUUCAAUGCUGCUAGUCACUAGCAUUCUGACAUGGUGAAUCCUUUUUGAAGCUAGCGUAGGAUCAUCUGCCAGCCAGUUACUUGCUCUUCUUGUCUGUCAGAGGGGGUGUCGUGGGGAGGGCGGGGGGGUAUCAUGGAGCACAGAGGGGAGGAGAGGUUCGUGUGUGGGGGGGUGGGACGCUUUUUUUCAAAUCUGCUUCUCCAGUCAUCACCUAUGCAUUUAAAUAUUCUAAUAAAUAAGCAAAAUAACAGAUUUCCAAGAAAUGUUGGGUGUAAAGAUUGUCUCAAAGGUCUGGAAUAUUUUUUUAUGGCAGAAAUUUUGUGAAAGUGGGUGUAAUUGAUUCCUCACCUUGAGGCGGACCUCUUGUCCUUUAGGAGGUGCCACUUCCACCUCCUCAAUUGCAAGAGGUUCCCCAGCCUUCCAUGCAACGGCAGCUUUGCAUCGGAUCACCUUCAACACAACACCAAAUAGCUUCAGCAGACCUGGUUUUACUAAUGUCAACCCACUGGAUGUUUUGACCAAUUCAGCCAAAAGUGAAGGCAACUUUGACUAUACAAAUGCAAGAAAAAAUAAAUCACACCUUUUAAUGUGGCCUGCAAACACAUUAAUCAUUGUCACAUUCAGUUUUCCCAGAAGGCUCAAAGAACAGAACCAUAAAUCUGUCAUCGUGACAAACUUUGACCGCUUUCUAAUCUUGUGCAGACAGUUUAUGUUAUCCUCAAGAAGUACCAACAUUUGAAGUCCUCAAAGAAACACAAAUGUUUACUCCAAGUUCUUUCAUAAAUCCAUUGUGGAUUGUGAAACUGUAAGCAAAGGCCAAACCGAUUGUUAAACCAGUCACUGCAUGUUCAAACCCCACCUUGUUUCUUUCUUUAGUUCUGUUACAUUCCCUCCAGGCGGAAAACACAAAAGUCAAUCCAAUUUCAAUUACUACACAACCACAGUACAUCAUUUUGAUACAUCAGCAUCUGAGGCAUGCUUACCUUUCCAGCUGUCUCCAUGUUGUUUCUCAGCAGAACUGCCACUUACAAGGCUAGCUAACAGUGUGGGUUCUCUAGAGAAUCACACACAAAGUAGGGACCUCCCCCUCGUCGCUGUUGGCCUAUCCAACACACUUUCAUCAAAGCUUCCUUUUCCUCCUCCUUUAUAUGAAAGAGAGAAAACAGCUACAGAGGGUAAUGAAAAGCAUGAUAGGCUACUAUGGACACAGUCUUAGGAGACAUUCAACAGCUUGUUUCCAUUUCACGGAAGUGUUUUGUAAAAGCAACAGACAAUAUACAUUAAGGAUUAAGGAUCAGGAAAAAUAAUUUUUGAUAGUACUUUUUUUUCACAUUGAAUGCAGUUCAUGUGUCUUAUUGAUAAAUCAAAUUUCUGUUCUGUAGCUGGUAGGUGUGCAGUACAUUAGGAGAUAGCAUGGAAACAAGCAGAGGAAGGCUGAUAAAAGUCACAAAAGUUGGAUCCAAAUUUUCCAUACGCAACAAGUGGCUAGUUUUCUGCUGAAACUAACACAAGCAAUAAACACAGGAUGUUGUAUCCACCUUAGUAGAUAAGCUAUCUCAAGCUUUAAUUUCUGGGCCAUAAAUAGUCUCAAUAGCUUGUACCACCCUUUAUUAUACAUAGUUCCCAAUUUUAUAAUAUUUACUUAGCCUGCCUGUUGUUUAAAUGCAAUAUCCUGUCUUUUACUAUGUAAAGUGUCCUCAAAAAUAGACAGAUUAUUACCCCUAGAGAAACCCUUGAACCAAUCCUUGCAGAAUAAUCACAAGGCUCUUUGCCAAGCUAGAUGAACUGUCAUUUAAUCCGGCUUUAAAAAAUGAAGCUAGACAAUUGAUAAGAUCCUUACAAAUGGUUUAAUAAGGUGUUGACAGAGACAACAGACGUGGUAGACAUGUUUAUGCAGGACUAGUUUCAUACAGCAGAGUACAAAGCAGUCAACAAACAACAAAGCCACAGAUCCCCUCCCUCUGGAGUAUUUAUUUUGCCCUGUAAACACAUUUACAUGUUUAUCCUUUGCCUAAUAUCAGCACAGCAGAUGUUUCUCACAUGGUUUUCACAUAAUUGUAAAGCGCUUUGAGGGUCUCUGAUAAAGCGCUAUAUGAAAUCUGAUGCAUUAUUAUUUUUAUAAUUUACUAAAAGUGGGGAAUUUGGGGCAAAUUUUGAUGGAUUACUUUUCUAUAGCAGUAGAGAGAAAAAUAUAAAUCUCAGAUUUUGGAUGAGGAAGUGAUCAUAACUGUUCUGUUUGUGGUCUCCUAUUCUGUAGAAAUGUUGAGGACUGUCCGGAUGCUGUGAACCAAAAGAAAAAAGAAAAAAACAUAUAUUAGCAGACUCAAUUUAGCUUUGAUAGAGUUCAGCUCUGGUUGUUAAUGAAGUGUGAGAAAGACUACAAACUUACCAUUUGCCAUUUUUCAUCAUUUCAAUGGCAUCGUUGAUUUGUUCCAAAGGCAAGUUGUGAGUGAUAAACUCAUCAAGCUUCAGCUUUUUGUCCAUGUAGGCUUUAACCAUUGAGGGAACAUCAUCCCGUCCUUUAAAGCCUGAGUAUAAAAUACAACAAAUGUCAAAAUAAUUACAUACAUACUUAAUAAACUGGAAAAUACAGAAUAUUAGACGACAGCCUGAUGUGUUUAAGAGAUGUAUUCAUCUUUAAUGAUGGUCAUAGCUGUGUUACCUCCAAACACAGAACCCUUCCAAGUGCGUCCACUUAUCAUCUGAAUUGGUCGAGCAGAAACAUCUUCCAGGUUUGUCCAUCCAACGAUCACACUGACACCCCAACCCUGAAUACAAGACUCCAAAGCACUGCGCUGGAUGGAGAGACAAUUUUUUUUUUUUGGCACAGUUUAAAGUGUGAACAUAAAUAGUCCAAAUAAAAACACAACUAUGUACCGUUUCAACUCUAAUUGGUUGUUGAUGUCUACAAGAUUAUAAGUGUCAAGUUAAUUUCUAUUGUUUUGCUGUAAAGUAAUGGAUACAGUAUGGUUGAGAGGGUUGUUAUGGCAUUUUACAUGAUUGCUGUCUGAAGCACUUAAUUCCAAUUGGUCACUACACGGGUAUUUUUUACAGGAAGCCAUGGCCUGCUAUUCCUCAUUAGCAGACCACUGCUAUAUUGUGGCACUGAUUGAUGCAGUUCUGUCCUUGUCUCAUCAGACAAAUUCACACUAAAUAGAAGAUAGUGUAGUCAGCUGCAGUAGUUAGAUACUGCACUAGUUCAGACAGUUACUUUCACCUUGUCUCACCUUACCAUCAGUGGAAAUACUAAUUUUGAUGUGAAGAAUCACUGCUUAGUUAACCCACUUAAAGAAGGCUACAGACUUAGCUAUUACAUUGAUUACAGUGCAGACUAAGUAAUAAGGACUAUUUUCAAUAAAUCAAAUAUAAUCAUCUUUAAAUCAGUAAAAUAAUUUCAAGGGUGGUACUUUGAGUAUGAUUUCUGAUUUCUUGAAUAAGUAGCCAUGUAAUGAUUCAUGUAAUGUACAGUAAGCUGGUUGUUGCAGUAGAGUAAUCCCCUCACGGUGAGACAAGCAGCUUACAUUUUAUGCAAGGGGUCCUUCUGGUCCAAUUUGGUGUCACUGUUGAUUAGCCCUUACAUGAAACUGAGAGGGAACAGAAUCCCAGUGAAAAACAGAGAGGUCCUGUCUCAUCUACCAACCUGCUUGUGAUGCAGAAUACACAACGAUUUACCUAAGAAUUCAAUCAUUUGGCAAAAAACAUAAAUUUGGAACUAGUAUGAGUAUAAGUAUGCGUCUUCUGAAACCCACACCCUUAUUCCUAGAAAUAGUCUUUUCAACUCACAGUAAGAGCUGCAACCUUAGUGAUGGUAAAGUGCCUGAUCAAAAUAAUAUAACUGCCUUUUUUCUUACAGGAUCAUUUUUACUGGUGGUGAGGUGAGACAUGGUGAAAACAAGUGCAUUACCCAGCUGAGGUGUUCUGUCUUGUGUGUCGAAGUGUUUUGUUUUGGUUUUUUUUUCAUUUUCCACCAGUCUAGUGUUAUUAUGAUGUAAGAAAAUACUACAGCCAUGAAAUCAAUACUUUUAUUGUAGUUUUAUUACUGAACUGUCAUGAUCAGGGUUAGGGUUAGUCUGUUUAGAAAGUCUGUUUAUACCAACACACUACAUAUUUUUUCUUGUUCUGUGCAGUGCUGCUCAAAAUUCUAACUUUCUUUUUCUUUUUUGCCUUGACAUCACGUGCAAUUUAAAAUUUCCUUUUGCAUUAAAAAAAGGGAACAUGAAAAGAAGAAACUAAUUUCUUAGUAGUUGCCACGGUAAUCCACAAUUGCAUUAAGCUAGCUAGCAAAUAAAUGAAAGUCUGCAAGUACUGACAUUCAACGUCUGUAAAGCAUGAAAGAUAAUACUGUUUGUAAGUUGAAGUAUGAAAUUUGGAACAUUUUUGAGGGAUAUGCAUAUUCACUACCGAGAUCUGAGAAAAACUGUGAAUGAAAGCUCUUCCUACCAUGACUGCCACACUCCCGGCACAUUCCAAGGAAAAAUCUACUCCUCCAUCCGUCAUCUCAGACAGCACUUCGCUGAUGGGCUUGUUGUGAUCCUUUGGAUUCACGAAGUCUGUCGCUCCAAACACCUUGGCCUUUUCAAACUUAUCUGGAUUGAUGUCAACGGCAAUAAUCCUCUUGGCUCCUGCAGCAUGGCAGCCCAUGACAGCAGCCAAACCCACAGCUCCCAGUCCAAACACAGCACAUGUGGAGCCUGGUUCAACCUAAAAUAAAACAGAUUUUGGUCAUCAUUGUAUUUGAUGUUUACACAGACAAAAAUAAGUGGAAAUAUUUUCUUUUAUAUGAGCAAUCAUUUUUCUCAAUCAAGUGUUUUUUCUUGUGUCAUAAAAGUUGCCAAAUCAAUGCACUUCUUACUGAAGUCCACUGUUUCUGUCAAAUAAUAUGCAGGUAAGCUGCAACAGUUUAACAUUUAUACCUUGGCAGUAUUAACUGCUGCGCCGUAUCCUGUGCAGAUUCCACAGCCAAUGAGACAGACUUUGUCCAGAGGAGCAUCUGGGUCGAUUUUUGCCACAGCCAGUUCAUUUACCACAGUGUAUUCAGCGAAGGUACUGGUUCCUGUAAACUGAUUCAAUCUCUUCCCCUUGCAGGUAAAUGAGGACUUUGGCGGUGCCAUUGCUGCAUUACCAGUGCUAGCCCUGAGGAGAAAAUACAAUUAGAAAAAUAUGAAUUAGUAUUUUUUUGUCCUGAAUUUGCAGAAGAUACCAAUGUAAAACAAAGACAAACAAACAAACAAACAAACAAACAAAAAAAAAACAGACAGUGGGAGGUGGGCUCUUCUCACACUUACCAAGCAGCCACACACUGGUUGGUCUUUGGGCUCUUACAGAAGCGACAUUCUCUGCACUGGCGAAUAAACAGAGGAAUGACCUUGUCACCUGAAAAUCAGAAAUGGUUCUGAUGUGACUCCAACAUCAUACAAACAUUCAUUAUGUAGUUUUCCAAAGUAAACUUACUGUUUCAACGUUGUGUUUGUAUCUUUUAUAUAGGGCUAUUUUCUAAGUGUUCCAAAUGACCAAAGAUUAUUUGAUAUUUUAGGACAGCAUGUAGUAUUCAAAUACCAUUAAAGUGAGGUGGUACACCAGUAUAUUUGUAUUACCUGAUUAAAAAGGGGGGGUACAUUUACCAUCUCAUUACAUCUCAUUUUUAUUCAUUCUGUUGUCUUCAAGUCAUUUAACUAUAGCUGUUAUUUUCAUCUUUUCAAUCAAUCAUCAUUUAUCAGUGUUAUUCCCUUCACCAUUAUUACCAUAAUCAGUAUUACUACUCAUUAUUAACCUAUUGUUUCAUUAUUUAUUCCCAACAAAUACAAAAAAAUUGAGAAUUUUAUUUGCGAUCCCUGACAUAGGACUCACUAACUUUAAUAAAAAGACUUUUAACUAUUCCAUUUCUUCUCUAGAUGGAGGUGGUACCCCAAAGUUGCAUAUGUGUUUAAGUUGUGAAAUAUUAAUUUGAUAUUCAAUUAACUUUGAACCCAACAUAGUUUAUGUCAAGAUUUGCUUUAGGUUGUUAAUAUGAACUGAGAAACAGUUUUGAUAUGCAAAAUAAUGGAAUUUUCAACAUGCAUUUCAAAAUAGAUGGUUUACAAACUUACAAAUGUGUUUACUCAUAUUUUUGUAUAUGCCAACCUGGUUUUAUUUCAGUGACUCCAGGUCCAAUACUCUCUACAAUCCCUGCUGCUUCAUGACCAAGGACUGUUGGAAAGCCUGCUGCACCUGUAUCCUCAAAGAGCCGAUAUAAGUCUGUAUGGCAUACUGCAGUCGCCACAAUCUGCACCAAAGACAAAAAUCAAAGAGUUGAAACAAAAAUCUAGUUUAAG
Molecule: messenger RNA, 27604 nt
Organism: Xyrichtys novacula (pearly razorfish)
Lineage: Eukaryota; Metazoa; Chordata; Actinopteri; Labriformes; Labridae
Source: the annotation of a GenBank genome assembly